CGCACUACAGUGGCGUUUAGACUGAUUGUGUUCGCGGUUGUCGUAUUCGUUAAUUAACAUUGCUCAGUCAAUUGCGAUUAAUGUAGUUAAUUAAUAAUGUUCUAAUUGUAAAUGUGUUAUACCUCAUAAGCUAAGGAUAUAAGAUAGGACAAUAAACAACAUGGCUGAAGAUCGGGGGAUUUUACGAAAGCGGAACAUACAGUCUUUAGUUCAAAAUGGGCACAUUAAAGAUGAGGAAGAGAUCAAAUCCCGUACUCCAGAAUUCACUCUUCGGGAGUCAAAUCUCACGGUUCUGUUGGAAAACGUGUCUCACAUUAGAGCCAUUUACCACAUCUUCGUGGUCAUACUGCUGAUGCUUCUGUUCGACACAGUCAUAUUCGAUCUCAUCGAGAGAGGAAAGAUAAAUGUGGGCUUAUCGGUUGUGGCUUACGGCUUCGGAGACGUGAGACGCGGCGCAAAACUGUGGCUCUACGAACUUUCGUGUGCCUUCGCUUUUUAUCCAGCAUUUCGUUUUUUUGGAGCUGGAACGCAAUUUCUUAAGAAAAAUACAGCUCUACAACGAAUAUGGACGAUAAUGGGCAUAAUUGGGCUAGCGGCUCUUCAAGUGGCUCUAGUUGCAGUCCCCGUGUGGGAUUUGGGCAAAAAGCACCUGGCUCUCGCGUCCUCUGUGACUGUCACGUGUGAAAUGUUCAGAUUUGCAAUGAAGAUCCACGCCGUGGCUGCCUCUUGCGGCCAGCGCUGCUACACUGGGCAGGCGCUACCUACCUUCAAGCAAUACCUCUAUUUCCUAUUUGCGCCUACACUCGUCUAUAGAGAUCAAUAUCCAAGGACGAAGAAAAUCCGAUGGGGCACAGUGGUGUUCCACUUCUUGGAAGUGGCGGCCAUUAUUUUUUACAACAGCUUUUUAUGGGAGCGCUUCAUUUUGCCUUACUGGUCCGAUUAUGGCAAACAGCCCAAAGUGGAAGCGGGCACGGUCGUCCGCGGCAUGUUCGCGUGCGUUCUCCCGGGCGUGAUCUCGUUCCUCUGUGGAUUCUACUGCCUGCUGCACGCCUGGCUGAACGCGUUCGCGGAAAUGCUCAAGUUCGGGGACCGAUUGUUCUAUGAGGAUUGGUGGACAAUGUCUCAGUUCUCGAAGUACUUCCGCGCGUGGAACCGCGUGGUGCACUUCUGGCUGCGGGACUACCUCUACAUGCCCCUCGCACCGCGGGCCGGCCGAGCCGUGUCUAGCAGCUGUGUCUUUAUUGUAUCAUCAGUGGCACAUGAGCUGAUACUGGCCCUGUCCUUCGGAUUCUUCUACCCGGUGCUCCUGGUCCAGUUCGGCGUGUGUGGGCUGUUGAUGUUGCCACUGACAGCCAUCAGCGGGCGCCGAUUCCCUAACGCCCUGAACCUAAUCAUGUGGCUGUCGUUCUUCUUUGGAAACGGUAUCCUUUGGAGUUUAUACCCCAUGGAGUACUUCGCACGGAAGAACUGCCCACCAAGCGAAGCCGACAGCUUCUUCAUCCCCAAGUCUUGGUCGUGCCCAGAGAUCGUGCUAAAACCCAACUGGACGUUCCACAACCCCAUAUUGUUAUAGCCCUUCUAUUAGCCUCGACGUAAAAAUGGCUACUAUUUUUCUAUUUCCACUGUCUUACAAAUUAGAUAGACUUUAUUUUGAUAAACUCUAUUUCUAAUUGACAUCAAAUUUAAAAUACGAAUUAUACAAUACAUUCUUUAUGUAGUUUAUAUGGUUUGUUUAUGUAAUUAAACAAAAAUGUUGAGAAUGAAACAAGAAAUGUUUUAUGGAAGUUUUAUUGUAAAUUUAAACAUAGGUACGUACAUAAUAAACAAUAAAGUUUUUUACGUCUAAAUAAGCGAGUGUGGUUGUAAAAUAUAUCCUUGAUUUCUGAAGUCUGGGUUAUAUUCUGAAACGAUAAUUAAAACUCUAUACAAAAUAGCACAUAUUUGAGCUUGCGUUUGCUUGAUUUAGUCUAAAUAGGUAUUAAAAUUUGACCCAAAUUAGUGCAUAUUCAUUAAUACCAGAGCGUGGUUUCAAAAUAUAAACCGUGGACAGCUUUUUCUUCAGUAAACCAAUAAGUCAUAAUAUCCAAUCACAACGUCAUGUAAUGAGGCACACAUAACGGCCUUAUGUAGAAAACCUAAAUAGGACAUAAAAUAUCCAUAACAUAACAUGGAUACAAAAAAAUACAAAUAAAAUUUAUAGAUCUCAUGCUAUACGUAUUUAUCUAUUAUUAUACGCUAGAUAAAAACUUUACCUAAAUAUUGUAGCACUUUAUAAUAUACCUUGUGAAUUCAAAAUCAUGCUCAGUCAUGUUUUUGUUGGCACUAUUUUUUUAAACAAUCAAUAUGGUAACAUAA
Ostrinia furnacalis (Asian corn borer) is the source of this 2355-nucleotide messenger RNA. RefSeq names its product sterol O-acyltransferase 2. The transcript has 10 exons. Gene Ontology annotation, biological process: cholesterol metabolic process. Lineage: Eukaryota; Metazoa; Arthropoda; Insecta; Lepidoptera; Crambidae. Gene Ontology annotation, cellular component: endoplasmic reticulum membrane. The coding region runs from base 161 to 1573 and encodes 470 amino acids. The record is from RefSeq and is a predicted model, not a curated record.